This is a messenger RNA of Coregonus clupeaformis (lake whitefish), 1056 nucleotides long. RefSeq lists its product as uncharacterized. The transcript has 13 exons. The coding region runs from base 286 to 1056 and encodes 256 amino acids. The record is from RefSeq and is a predicted model, not a curated record. Lineage: Eukaryota; Metazoa; Chordata; Actinopteri; Salmoniformes; Salmonidae.
CUACCUUGGCGUUACAAGCGCCGUGCUCUACCAGCUGAGCUACAGAGGACCGCAUAUAGCAAAUAUUACGGUAUCGGUGAGGAUGCACUGGCCACCGUGGAGAGCGUGGACCGUGUUGUCACGGUUGAGGAGGAUAAUGAGCCCACCCUGGACCAGGAGGACCCAGUCCUUGUUCAGUAUGUGGUUGAGGAGGUUGGGCACCGGCCCUGUCUGGCUUUAAUCCCUUGGUCUGGACCUCUGUGGGUUCCCAGCUCUCCAACAUAUUACCUUACCCAUGCUGGGAGGAUGCUGGUGAGAGAGCUGGCAGUGUUAAACACGCAGAUAUUCACAGUGGAGCAGCCCAUUUUCAUCUGUUUCACUCCUGCUAGGAGGAUGGUAUGGAAUGAACUGUCCUCUCAAAAUGAACAGUAUGUGGAUGAGGAGGUUGGGCACCGGUCCUGUCUGGCUUUAAUCCCUUGGUCUGGACCCUUGUGUGUUCCUAUCUUUCCUGUCUUCUCCAAGGCCAAACCAGUCUACUACCUCACUCGUGCUGGGAGAAUGCUGGUAACAGAGCUUGCAGUGUUAAACACACAGACUUCCAAAUUGGUUAUUGAGGAGCCUACCAUUCACCUCACUGAAGCUGGGAGGCUAGUGCUUGACGAACUGUCAGCACCUUCAGAUAGCCAUUCACAGCCAAAUAGGGAAGACUCUGGUUUUCCCUAUGAGAAGUUGCAGCUGGUUGGGAACUGGGGUUCGUUUCAUUUCCAUUACUGGAAUAUCCAUUAUGGACGAGUGCAGCAAAAUGAAGAGGACAUGCAUCACCUGUGCAUUGUGAGGGGAGUGGAGAAGCAGCUGUGGUGGAGCAGAGUCAUCCAGGAAAAAAUCCUGGACCCAUGGGGUCUCGUCCAGGUGGUCCUCACCAACAAGAAGCUGAUUGGUAUUAAGUUCCUUGGUAGAAGGAUCCAUGGACUCAUGUCCUGCCUUGUCAAGAGGAGGUCUGAGUUCACCUAUUAUGAGGAUGCCCAGCAGGUGGAUAUCUCCACCACAGUGGAGGGGUACCAGGAGAGGGGGGGAUGA